GCCGAGGCAGUGGAGUCCGAGGCGAGGCAGUGGAGUCGGAAUCCGACAGGGAGUUGAAGGAGCUCAAGGAGUCGCUAGCAGACACCCAGCCAGUGGGGGCGCUGGUGGCCACGUGUCGCACGCUGGACCAGGCCAAGGCAGUGGUGACGUUCCUUGAUGCUGUGUCUGAGAAGACUCUGAGAUCUACCGUGGCGAUCACUGCUGCCAGAGGAAGGGGGAAAUCCGCUUCUCUUGGUGUCGCUGUGGCUGGUGCCGUGGCGCUGGGCUACUCCAACAUAUUCGUGACGGCGCCGAGCCCGGAGAAUCUGAAGACACUGUUUGAGUUUGUGUUCAAGGGCUUUGACGCCAUCGGGUACAAGGAGCACAUAGACUACGAGCUCGUUGAAAGCACCAACCCCGCCUUCAACCGCGCCAUCGUGCGAGUGAACGUGUUCCACCAGCACCGGCAGACCAUUCAGUCAGUUCCAGCACACGUGGAGUGGAAACUUUUGAGAAUUCUCAAAAGUAGCACACGUGGAGUGGAGAGCACCAACCCCGCCUUCAACCGGGCCAUCGUGCGAGUGAACGUGUUCCACCAGCACCGCCAGACCAUUCAGGUGAGAGCUUGUCCUUGUGGUCAGCGAAGGAGCUCAAAUGGGUUCAAGGCGGUUGAAUCAGUCCCAGCACAUGUGGAGAGCACCAACCCGGCUUUCAACCGCGCCAUCUUGCGAGUGAACGUGUUUCACCAGCACACGCAGACCAUUCAGGUGCUUGAGGGCCAUGCAGCCCCCAUUCAGUACGUGAUGCCACAGCACGCGGAGCGAGUGCAGAAGGCGGAGCUGCUGUACGUGAUGCCACAGCACGCAGAGCGAGUGCAGCAGGCGGAGCUGCUCGUGAUCGACGAGGCAGCAGCCAUCCCGCUGCCCAUGGUCAAGGCGCUCCUGGGACCGUACCUCGUGUUCAUGGGCUCGACUGUUAACGGCUACGAGGGCACGGGGUGGUCCCUCUCCCUGAAGCGCAUCCAGCAACUCAGAGAGCAAUCUAAAAGAGCCACCGCUGUUGCCAUCCCCUCUUCCCUCCCCCACCUCCCCCCACCUCCCCCAACCACCUACAGCUACGAGGGCACAGGACGAUCCCUCUCCCUGAAGCUCAUCCAGCAACUCAGAGAGCAAUCCAAAGGGGGGCAGUUCGGUAUGCGGAGGGGGACCCUGCAGCGUCAUUCACCCCCUCUCCACUCGCCUUCCCCCCUCCCCUCCCCCACCUACAGCUAUGAGGGCACGGGGCGGUCCCUCUCCCUGAAGCUCAUCCAGCAACUCAGAGAGCAAUCCAAAGGGGCCGCCGCCGCUGGCGCUGCUGGUGCUGCUGCUGGUGUUGCAACCACUGAUGGUGGCGGCAGUGGUGGGGGAGGUGGAGUGUCGGUGCGGGUGCUGAGGGAGGUGGAGCUACAGGAGCCGAUCCGGUAUGCGGAGGGGGAUCCCGUGGAGAAAUGGCUCAACCACCUGUUGUGCUUGGACGCUACCUCCCAUGUUCCGAAGCUGCAAGCCCGCAUGCCGCAUCCAGACGAGUGUGAGCUGUUCUACGUCAACCGAGACACGCUCUUCUCCUUCCACUCCGCCUCAGAGCUCUUCCUUCAGAGGAUGAUGGCGCUAUACGUGUCCUCUCACUACAAGAACACUCCAAACGACCUGCAGCUCAUGUCCGAUGCACCAGCCCACCACCUUUUCGUCCUUCUGGGCCCAGUGGACGAGUCCCAAACGUCUCUGCCUGAUGUGCUGUGUGUGCUACAGGUGUGUCUAGAGGGAGAAAUAUCAAGGGCAUCGGCAUUGAAGGGCCUCUCCCAGGGACAUCAGCCCACAGGCGAUCUGCUGCCCUGGACGCUCUCCCAGCAGUUCCAGGACUCCGAGUUCCCCUCCCUCUCCGGCGCUCGGGUGGUCCGGAUCGCCGUUCAUCCCGACCUGAUGCACGCGGGAUACGGAUCCAGAGCCGUUGAUCUGCUGUCAAGGUACUAUGAGGGUCAGUUGACAAGCAUGGGGGAGGAGAACGAGGAGGAGAGCGAGGGGGAGAGAGCAACAAGGUACUAUGAGGGGCAGUUGACGAGCAUGGGAGAGGAUAGCGAGGAGGAGAGCGAGGAGGAAGAGGAAGGCGGGAAGCGACACUCCAAGGCUGUUCAAGAGGCUCGGGAGAAUGGAUCGGGAUCAUUGUUGGAGGAGCAAUUGGCUCCACGCUCGGGACUGCCGCCGCUGCUGCAGCCGGUGGGAGAGAGGCGGCAGGAGCAGCUGCACUACGUGGGCGUGUCGUUUGGGCUGGGGCAGCAGCUCUUCAACUUCUGGCGCCGGCAGGCGUUCGUUCCGCUCUAUGUCAGACAGACACCGAGCGACAUCACAGGAGAGCACACGUGCAUCAUGCUCAAGCCCCUCCGGAACGAGGACUUGGGUGCGGCUGACGCCAAGGACUCGUGGCUUGCAUCCUUCUCUCAAGACUUCCACCGUCGCUUCCUGUCUCUCCUCGGUUUCUCCUUCAGGCCCCUGCCGCCCGCCCUCUGCCUCAGCAUUCUGGAUCCGCAGAUUGAGUUUGCAGAGGCAGAGGCACGGGAAGCAGUCGUCCCAGCAGGGCUGAUGGAGGGGAAGGCGGCACUGCUGUCUCCGUAUGAUAUGAAGCGAUUGGAAUCGUACGCCAACAACCUGGUCGAUUAUCACCUGAUCAUGGACCUCAUUCCCCCACUUGCCCGCCUAUACUUCCUGGGUCUCAUCCCUGCAUCGCUCUCCUAUGCCCAAGCUGCCAUUCUGCUCUCCUUCGGUCUACAGCAUCACGAGCUCUCCACCAUUGAGGCGAACCUUCGGCUGCCCGGGACGCAAGUUCUUGCCCUGUUCAACAAGGCGAUUCGGAAGAUUCACAGUGUUCUGUACGCUGCUGCUGCGCGCACCAUAGAGGCUGCUCUGCCCAGGAUCAAGGAGGUGGACCUGCGCCCCCACCCGCAGUCAGUGGAUGAGGAUCUUGCAGAGGCAGCAGAUCAGGCCAAGAAGGUGAUCAAAUCCCGGCUGGAGGGGGCGGCAGAGCCUGGCACAGCCACCCUGCUGACGUCACUGACACCUGGACAGAUGCAGGAGUUUGCGAUCGACGGCCGAGAUCAAGACUUUGAGGCUGCGAUUGCUGCAGGAGGGGGGAAGCUUCCAGGAAGCGGUGUGCUGAGUAUCAAGGCACAGGGAGGAGGAAAGAAGAGGGGUGGUGGUGGGGAUGGGAAUUUGGAUGGUGGUGGUGAGGGGGGGAAGAAGAGGAUGAAGGCAAUGCGCUCAGCGGAUUGCUCACCGCUGGGCGCAUUGCUCACCGCUGGGCGCAUUGCUCACCGCUGGGCGCAUUGCUCACCGCUGGGCGCAUUGCUCACCGCUGGGCGCAUUGCUCACCGCUGGGCGCAUUGCUCACCGCUGGGCGCAUUGCUCACCGCUGGGCGCAUUGCUCACCGCUGGGCGCAUUGCUCACCGCUGGGCGCAUUGCGCCACUUAUAUUGGUAA
Molecule: messenger RNA, 3488 nt
Organism: Closterium sp. NIES-65
Lineage: Eukaryota; Viridiplantae; Streptophyta; Zygnematophyceae; Desmidiales; Closteriaceae
Source: the annotation of a GenBank genome assembly